Cajanus cajan (pigeon pea) is the source of this 2512-nucleotide messenger RNA. RefSeq names its product phenylalanine ammonia-lyase 2. Gene Ontology annotation, cellular component: cytoplasm. Gene Ontology annotation, molecular function: ammonia-lyase activity. NCBI's taxonomy places the organism in Eukaryota, Viridiplantae, Streptophyta, Magnoliopsida, Fabales, Fabaceae. The record is from RefSeq and is a predicted model, not a curated record. Gene Ontology annotation, biological process: L-phenylalanine catabolic process.
UCCUCUCUCAGGAAAGUUUUCUCAGCCCGAGUCCCUAGAAAAUUUUCCAUGCAACCACAUUUCUGCAUUUCUAUAAUUGCCAUGUUCCUAUUCCUACCUACACAUAUAUAGCCACAAAUAUUACUAUCACUCGCAUACACACACACACAAGAUCCAUCUCUAGAUAGAUCUUUUCCACGACCAGGUUAACCAAUUCAUUAAUUCAGGAUGGAAUAUCAUCGAUCCAAUGGCAAUGGCAAUGGCAAUGGCAAUGGCAAUGCAAACCUUUGCAAUGGUACCACUGACCCACUUCACUGGGGCAUGGCCGCCGAAGCCUUCAAGGGCUCCCACCUCGGCGAGGUCAAACGCAUGGUGGACGACUACCGUCACCCGCUCGUCACGCUAGGCGGCAAGACCCUCACCGUCGCUCAGGUGGCGGCGGUUGCCACCCGCCACGACGCCGCCGUGCUUGUGAAGCUGGCCGAGGAGAGCCGCCGCGGUGUCAAGGCCAGCAGUGACUGGGUGCUUGAUAGCAUGAACCGCGGCACUGAUAGCUACGGGGUGACCACGGGCUUCGGUGCAACCUCCCACAGGAGAACAAGACAAGGGGGUGCGCUUCAAAACGAACUCAUCAGAUUUCUGAAUGCUGGGAUUUUUGGUAAUGGUACAGAGUCUUGUCACACCUUACCUCACUCAGCUACAAGGGCAGCUAUGUUGGUUAGGAUCAACACCUUGCUUCAAGGAUAUUCAGGAAUUAGAUUUGAAAUCAUGGAGGCCAUCGCCAAGUUUUUGAAUCAUAAUAUAACCCCAUGUCUCCCACUGCGUGGUACGAUUACUGCAUCAGGUGACUUGGUUCCUUUAUCAUAUGUUGCUGGCCUCUUAAUUGGAAGACCAAACUCCAAGUCUAUUGGACCCAAUGGACAAGUUCUUAAUGCUAAAGAGGCAUUUCAACUAGCGGGAAUUGAUGGUGGUUUCUUUGAGUUGCAACCUAAAGAGGGCUUGGCACUAGUGAAUGGCACUGCAGUGGGAUCUGGCUUGGCCUCCAUGGUUCUUUUUGAGGCUAACUUACUUGUUAUACUCUCAGAAGUUUUGUCAGCAAUUUUUGCUGAAGUUAUGCAAGGAAAACCAGAAUUCACAGACCACUUGACUCAUAAAUUGAAGCACCACCCUGGCCAAAUUGAGGCUGCAGCAAUAAUGGAACAUAUAUUAGAUGGGAGCUCGUAUGUUAAGGCUGCACAAAAGUUACAUGAGAUCGAUCCACUUCAAAAGCCUAAACAAGAUAGGUAUGCUCUUAGAACAUCACCUCAAUGGCUUGGACCACAAAUUGAAGUAAUUAGACAUGCAACAAAGAUGAUUGAAAGAGAGAUAAACUCUGUGAAUGAUAACCCCUUGAUUGAUGUUUCGAGGAAUAAGGCACUUCACGGGGGAAAUUUCCAAGGUACCCCAAUUGGUGUUUCAAUGGAUAACACUCGUUUAGCCAUUGCAUCAAUCGGGAAACUUAUGUUUGCCCAAUUCUCUGAACUUGUCAAUGACUUCUACAAUAAUGGCUUGCCUUCAAAUCUAACAGCUAGUCGGAACCCAAGCUUGGAUUAUGGAUUCAAAGGGGCUGAAAUUGCAAUGGCAUCCUACUGUUCAGAACUUCAAUACCUUGCCAAUCCUGUCACCAAUCAUGUUCAAAGUGCUGAGCAACAUAAUCAAGACGUGAACUCUUUAGGCUUAAUUUCUUCAAGAAAGACAUCUGAAGCACUAGACAUAUUAAAGCUCAUGUCCUCCACUUUCUUAGUUGCACUAUGCCAAGCCAUUGAUCUGAGGCAUUUGGAGGAAAACUUGAAGAACACUGUUAAGAAUACUGUGAGUCAAGUUGCCAAAAGAGUUCUCACAGUUGGCAUCAAUGGUGAGUUACAUCCUUCUAGGUUUUGUGAGAAGGACUUGCUCAAAAUUGUUGAUCGUGAGUAUGUUUUUGCUUAUAUUGAUGACCCCUGCAGUGCAACCUAUCCUCUAAUGCACAAGUUAAGACUAGUCCUAGUUGAUCAUGCAUUGCAAAAUGGUGACAAAGAAUCAAAUUCAAGUACCUCGAUUUUCCAAAAGAUAAGAGUCUUUGAGGAAGAGCUCAAGUCUAUUUUGCCCAAAGAGGUUGAAAAUGUUAGGAUUGAAGUUGAGAAUGGAAACCCCACUAUUCCUAACCGAAUCAAGGAAUGCAGGUCUUAUCCUUUAUAUAAGUUUGUAAGAGAAAAUUUGGGCACAACUUUGCUAACUGGUGAGAAAGCCAGGUCACCUGGUGAAGAAUGUGACAAGGUAUUUACUGCAUUGUGUGAAGGAAAGUUCAUUGAUCCUUUGUUGGAUUGUCUUAAGGAGUGGAAUGGUGCUCCUUUGCCAAUAUGUUAAGAUGGUACUAUACUACCUUAUCAAACAUUUUUAUAAAGGAAAAUUUACUUUCAUUUUCUUAUGUUGUAUGUUUUUAUAAAGCUACUAGACAUGUAUUUCAAAAUGUCAUAGGAAAUUGUAUUUUAAUUCAAUAUACGUUAUUUGUCUA